Molecule: messenger RNA, 1933 nt
Organism: Phytophthora nicotianae INRA-310
Lineage: Eukaryota; Oomycota; Peronosporomycetes; Peronosporales; Peronosporaceae
Exons: 1
Coding region: 210-1832 (540 amino acids)
Molecular function (GO): iron ion binding; heme binding; monooxygenase activity
Source: RefSeq, a predicted model, not a curated record
AGAGUAUGCGAUUCUAUUGCCUCGUCUGGAAGAGGGAAGUCUCUCCGGGUGACCGUGGACCGCGGAGUCUGCUCGGACAUGAACCUCCCGAAACCUCGACCGUCUGCCAGACCCACGCCCAUCCUUCCCCGUAGAACCAUUCACAGAAUCGACCAGCCCAUCGGAAUUCCAGGCACCACGACAGUCAAGUUACCAGUAACACAGUCGCCAUGAAAUCCGUCUCGGAGCUUUUCGGUGACAAGAACGGCAUGGCCAUCACUGCCGCAGUAGCUGUGAGUCUUGGCCUGACGUUGCUACUACGCAACUCGAAGAAGAGCACGUCCGCCGAAGCUCGGAAACUGCCACCAAUGCCUACGACCACGCUCCCCAUUCUCAAGAACAUCCUGGACGUCGGUGGUCAUGCCGAGCGCUUCCACGACUGGCUGAACGAACAAUCCAUCGAGUUCGACAACCGGCCGUGGAUGUUCUCGAUCCCUGGCCGUCCAGCCACCAUUGUGAUCUCCUCGCCUGAAAUGUUCGAGGACGUGCUGGCCACUCAAGACGACGUGUUCCUGCGAGGUCCUGUGGGCCAGUACAUCAGCUACGACAUCUUUGGCAACGGUAUGGUCAUCUCCGACGGUGAUCCGUGGUACUACCACCGUAAGACAGCCAGUCAUUUGUUCUCUAUGCAGAUGAUGAGAGACGUCAUGGAAACGACUGUAUGCGAGAAGUUAAGCGUCUUCUUGGACGUCUUGACCAUCUACUCGAAGCGUGGCCAGGCGUUUAGUAUCAAAGAAGAGCUGAGUCACUUCACGAUGGAUGCUAUCGCUAAAAUCGGCUUUGGAAUCGAGAUGGAUACACUUAAGAACAGUCCAAACCGCGAAGAGGACCACGAAUUCCUCAAGGCUUUCAAUGAAGGAUCAGUGGCUUUCGGUGUGCGUAUUCAGUCGCCACUUUGGCUUUGGGAGCUCAAAAAGUACUUGAACAUCGGGUGGGAGAAGAUCCUUAUGGAUAACACCAAGAUCAUGCACGACUUUAUCCGUAAAGUGAUAUUGGACUCGAUGAACAAGAAGGCGGAGCUUGCAGCUAAGGGCGAAACGAUGGAAGCCAGAGAUCUCAUCACCCUCUUCAUGGAGAAGAGACUGAAGCAAACCGAAGACAUGCAUAUUGAAGAUGAUGAUGCUACUAUUAUGCGCGAUAUGGUCAUGACGUUUGUGUUUGCUGGCAAGGACUCGACGGCUCAUAGUAUGGGCUGGUUCAUCGUCAAUAUGAAUCGUUAUCCUGAAGUGUUGCGCAAGAUCCGCGAAGAGAUGAAGCAGAAGCUGCCUGGUUUACUCACGGGGGAGAUCAAGGUCCCUACACAGGAACAGAUCCGCGAUCUUGUGUUCUUGGAGGCUGUAGUGAAGGAAAACAUCCGUCUUCACCCGUCCACGGGCUUUAUCGUGCGUGAAGCCAUGCAAGAUACGACUCUAGUCGACGGAACUUUUGUCCAGAAGGGUCAGACUCUCAUGGUCUCGUCCUACUGCAAUGCUCGCAACAAGAAGACGUGGGGUGAGGACACGCUCGAGUUCAAGCCUGAGCGGAUGAUCGACCCUGAAACGGGCAAGCUGCGCGUGCUGUCUCCGUAUGUGUUUAGCGGCUUUGGAUCGGGUCAGCACGUGUGCAUCGGUCAGAAGUUUGCCCUGAUGGAGAUCAAGUUGGCCAUGGCUACACUUUUCAGCAAAUUUGAUAUCAAGACCGUCGAGGAUCCUUGGAAGCUCACGUAUGAAUUCUCGCUUACCAUCCCGGUCAAGGGGCCUCUGGAUGUUGAAGUGACGCCGAUGACCCCGUUAUCGCCUGCGGCUUCAUCAUAAGCUGCAAACGUUUGAGAAGGCACCGAAAAGUAUGACUGAGCACUUUUGUGAAUGUAAUUGAAGAUGAAACUCAGAGUAAUAUUUUUUGUUACCACAGGAUU